ACCCGCGACUCCCUCUGCCCCUUCUCCAUGCCGUCGACCUCGCAUCCGGUAUCUUUUCGGCCAGCAGACGGGAGGUAAUCCGCUUCAUCUUCUUCUUCUUCCAUUCUGCAUUCUUCAGUAAAUAUAGCAAGCAUGAGGCACCAAAUGCAAUAGAAGAUAAUUUUUUUUAUACUUUGAAAGAAAAAACUCAAUUUAACAUGUACUGCGGGAAGCAUGCUGAGUUUUCCCUGAAUUACAAAGAACAAUAGCGCCAUGAAUUUUCUUCUGCUCCGUCGGGCAAUCUCCGCCGCUGAACUUCUGUACGGAGGGAACUCGUCUUGCCGAUGGUCAUGUAGGAAAAAUGUCCCCUUCAUUGGGCCGCUGCAGCCAAAUCAACACUCUAGUCUCUACUCUUUGUCAACUACAACGUGCACUUCUAGUACAGAUAGCCAGAAAGAAUCUAAAGCAUCUGUCACUGCUAACAGUAGUAGAUCCAGGACACGGAAGAAACCGGUAGGGCUGGCUAGCGCCGAAAUGAUUGUGAAGCCAACGACCAUGGACAAUGACUUGGAUUCUAAAGAAAAAGACAUUAAUGUUGUUAAGUCUUGGCCGAAGCCAGGCGAGAUUCCAUGGCAGCCGAAGGUUGCCAACUCUGUUAAUCUAAUUGGGCGUGUCCAAUUUCCUGUUCAGUUUAAAACAUCCCUGGAUGGGAAAGUCUGGGCUGCAACCGUUAUCUAUACAUCCAACGAAUCUGGUCCUGAUUCUCCAUCCUUCUGGAUUCCAAUUAUCUUUGAAGGUGAUUUAGCACACACUGCGGUUUGUCAUCUGAAAGUACAUGAUUUUGUGCACAUAUCAGGUCACCUAAGCGCUGAUCCGCCACCAUUUACUCUGACUGAUGGUCAAGCCAGUGCCCAGGUCAUGGCACGUAGCUUGAGUUAUGUCCAUGUUUCUUCUAGAACGAAAAAACCCUUCAUUUUGCACGAUAUCGAGGCAGGGAUUAAGGAAAGUACUGAGAUUCCAAAGAUCAAUAGCUCCGAGAAUCAGUUGAAGAAAAAUAUUUUUUUGGAGGCACAACUUUUAAGAAAGGGCGAAAUUCUUACUCAUUCCCUCAAAGAAGACAACCUUGUCAAGCCGUGCAGGAUUAAUGGUUCUACUGAGAUUCAGGAGAAGUUAGGAAGUUCAACAUCUAAUAAUAAUGUUAUUCAAGAAAACAACUUAGAUAGAGUAAGUAUUUCUAUGUCCUUACUUUUCCCAGGUGGCGAAACUAAGUUUGAAGACGAUGCAGAUAGGCGUUGGAAGGAGUUCUUAAAUAAUUUAGAGAAUUGGCAGGACAACCGCGAAAAAAAGCUUAGUGGUUCUCUGAAGCCCAAUUACCCAGAUUUUAAACACAAAGAGAGUGGUUUGGGAAUUUGGCUUAACCGUGCUCCCAAAUGGGUCAUGGCAAAGCUUGGUGGACAACCUCCUAGUUUGGAACAAGAAAAUAAAUUUAGAGGAUUUCAACAGAAAAAUGAUUCUUGGAAGAACCUUGUGGAAAACCCAAACAAGUGGUGGGACAAUAGAACAAGCAAGAGAAAUGUCAGAGCUCCCGACUUUAAACACCGAGAAACAGGUGAAGGAUUGUGGUUGAAUGACUGCCCGGUUUCUCUUGAAGCCAGAUUACCUCCUAUUAAAACAUAGGUCAUUGAAAAUUUAACUGUAUACGUGAUUGAGCACAGGUGUCUGGUGUUUCGGCCAUCUUAAGCAACGCAAAUUAAUAAUCAAACAUAUCGCCAUAAUUUUAAUGUUUCUGUGAGUUUUUUGUUGUGGCAUGAGAUUUUAUUUGCAGUCAUGAUUGGUUAAAAUCUGUUAUAGUGAUGACACUCUCUUGUAAGUGUGAGGACUCUUUUAGGCCUGAGUUGGACUAUUGUGACUUAGUUAUUUUGUCUGAUGUAUAUAUUGCUAGUUGAACAUUUGGGUGUU
Molecule: messenger RNA, 1938 nt
Organism: Impatiens glandulifera
Lineage: Eukaryota; Viridiplantae; Streptophyta; Magnoliopsida; Ericales; Balsaminaceae
Product: protein OSB2, chloroplastic-like
Exons: 9
Coding region: 253-1656 (467 amino acids)
Biological process (GO): mitochondrial DNA replication; positive regulation of helicase activity
Cellular component (GO): mitochondrial nucleoid
Molecular function (GO): single-stranded DNA binding
Source: RefSeq, a predicted model, not a curated record